AUUGUUUCGAAGCGAACAUGCCCUGGGUCAGCCUCCAUGCUAAUAAUACCUCUGGGUUAUUAAUCCCGUUUCUCAAUAAGAUGACACGAUCCGGCUGGCGAUGCGGUGAAUGCAGCUUCUUUAUCUUUGUUUGUCCUUGAGGGAGCGAAUUUGGAUGGAAGACAGAUAAGCGGCGAGUUUUGACGCAGCGACAGUUGCGUAUGAAGCCCAACGAACGACGAUAGCAGCAUCGAUAUCGCCCAUCGCCAUCGCCGUUAUCUAGAGCGACGCGAAGAAGAAGAAGAGAGCUGGCGAAUUCUUUCUCUCUCCAUCCCUUGAAUUGAAUAUUAUUCUCGACGGGAUUCUCGCAAGCCGCCAUGGAGCCCAUCCACGAGGCCGAGGCCAGCAGCGUCUCUCCGCCUACGAGGCCGGUCUUUAAUCGAGUCCACUACGACCUCAGUCUCGACACAAACUCUCCGACUUCGCCUCCCCAGGCUGAUGUGCAGCGCCUCUCGCGCUCCGACACGGCGGUUCACCGCGAGCCGUUUUCGCCGUUGCGCCGUCGACGAAGCACUCGUGUCGCGACCUUUAGAACCAUUGACGACACCGACGACUUCGAUUUCGAUGCCACCUACACAGAGCGUCCAGGCUGGCAGCCGGGCUCGGAACCUGGGUUCGAUCCGAAUUUGCCUGAUGGCGGGCAUGCUUCGAUGCCGACGCUGAGCGCGCCGUGCGAGAUUACCGUUGUGGACUUUUCAAAGGACAGGAUGGCUAAGAAACACUUCGAUAAUGAUGGCUUUGUGUCGUUUCUGACGGAGCCCAAGGAGGAGUGGGCAAAGUGCCGUUGGAUCAAUAUCAAUGGGCUCUCUUGGGAUGUGAUUCAGGCGGUUGGCGCGCAUAAGGGCUUGCAUAAGCUUGCGCUGGAGGAUAUCAUGAAUAUUAGGAACAGGACCAAGGCCGACUGGUACCCGAGCCACGCCUUUAUCGUCAUGACGCUGCAGAAGCUGGUCCAUCUUGUUGACGAGGACGACGACUCUGACGUGAGCAGCCUCUUGUCGUCGCGGUCUACGUCGAAGCUCAAGAACUUGUUUCGUGGGUUUGGCCGCAGCAAGGAGAGCAAAGUUCCUGGGUCGGGCUCUUCGUCGGACCCUGAGAAGCGGACUGUUACAAAGUGCAUGACGGAGCUGUCUGAGACGCCGGAGCUGCAUGAGACGACCAUGAUUCGGUCGCUGCAGCGGUAUCAUGCUUCGGGGAAUGAGAUUCGAACGGAGUACAUGGAGGCGAAUUCGAUUCUUGCGCCGCUCAACUUGGCUGUUGCGGCUGAGCAAGUGUCCAUCUUCUUGACGGCCGACAACACUGUUAUUUCCUUCUUUGAGGUUUCUGCUGGAGACGUUGAGAGGCCCAUUGUCACCCGUCUUAGCAACCCGGGUACGGUCCUGCGUGAAUCCUGCGAUGCCUCACUGUUAGUUCAGGCGAUCAUUGAUGCCAUUAUCGAUCUCGCCAUUCCCCUGACAGCUGUCUACAACGACGUGCUCGGCGAUCUGGAGUUGGACGUGCUCACUUCGCCCAGCAUCAAGCAGUGCAAGGACCUCUACAUCUGCAUCAGCGAAAUCAACAAGAUGCUGCGCUUCCUCAACCCCAUCGACAACCUCGUCAACGUCCUCCGCGACCACCGCACCUCCCUAACCCACGAGCAAGCCGUCCUCGAGCUCGAGAACCCGGCCAGCGGCGUCAUCGUCACGCCCAUGACGCACACGUACCUGGGCGACGUGCUGGAUCAUUGUAUUAUUAUCACGGAGGCGCUGGAGCAGUGCAAGCAGAGCAGCGAGAAUUUGAUUAAUCUGAUUUUCAACACGAUUUCGGCGAACCAGAAUGAGAGCAUGAAGCAGUUGACGACGGUGACGAUUAUCUUUUUGCCGUUGACGUUUAUUACGGGGUUCUUUGGGCAGAAUUUCCCGCCGGAUGGGUUUCCUGAGAUUAAUAAUGGGAUAUGGUACUUCUGGGCUUGUGCUGUUCCAACGGCGUUUGCGACGGUGCUUAUUCUCAUGCGCGAAAUGAUUUAUGCGUGGUUCGUGCGUGUGAUUCAGAGGAAGAGGGUGUUGAGUAACAGGAAGAGGAACAAGGCGAAGAGAAAGACGAGGUGAUUUUGGGAUAUGACAAUUCUUGCUCUAUGUUUGAGGAGAAAAGGUCGUCUUGUUGUGGAUAAUAGUGGAAAAUGUCGAGAUACCCUUGAAUGCUAUCCGUCUUGGUAUAUAUAUGCUUUUGUUAAUCAUGAUUCUUUUACUUCUAUUAUGUGCAUAACAUUAUCUUGUAGGAGGGCGAUGAGAAUACCCAUCAUAGACCAAAGGAGAUAAGAAACCUCAUAAUCUCAUUACAUUACACUGAAUAGCCAACAACCCGUUCAGACAACAUACCGCUCCUCAUCAAGCAGCGUCUUCUCUUUCCAACUCUCCUCCACCCACUUCUCGCUCACCAACCUUGGCAUCUUCCGCCUUGAACUCAAUCUCGAGCGUAACUUGUCGCCCACAUCCCCGAUCUCCAUCACAUCGUCUCCCAGAACAACAAUAUGCGUGACAGUCUCGUCGUCUAGCUCCUGGCUGCACGAUCCACCGCC
This is a messenger RNA of Trichoderma harzianum CBS 226.95, 2593 nucleotides long. RefSeq lists its product as hypothetical. The transcript is spliced from 2 exons. Gene Ontology annotation, biological process: transmembrane transport; metal ion transport. The record is from RefSeq and is a predicted model, not a curated record. Gene Ontology annotation, cellular component: membrane. The coding region runs from base 357 to 2123 and encodes 588 amino acids. Gene Ontology annotation, molecular function: cobalt ion binding; cobalt ion transmembrane transporter activity; magnesium ion binding. NCBI's taxonomy places the organism in Eukaryota, Fungi, Ascomycota, Sordariomycetes, Hypocreales, Hypocreaceae.